Hippopotamus amphibius kiboko is the source of this 1346-nucleotide messenger RNA. It is a transcript of the gene HOXD11, whose product is annotated as homeobox D11. Bases 1 to 1014 code for a protein of 337 amino acids. Gene Ontology annotation, cellular component: nucleus. The transcript is spliced from 3 exons. Lineage: Eukaryota; Metazoa; Chordata; Mammalia; Artiodactyla; Hippopotamidae. The record is from RefSeq and is a predicted model, not a curated record. Gene Ontology annotation, molecular function: RNA polymerase II cis-regulatory region sequence-specific DNA binding; DNA-binding transcription factor activity, RNA polymerase II-specific. Gene Ontology annotation, biological process: anatomical structure development; regulation of transcription by RNA polymerase II.
AUGAACGACUUUGACGAGUGCGGCCCGAGCGCAGCCAGCAUGUACCUGCCCGGCUGCGCCUACUAUGUGGCCCCGUCGGACUUCGCCAGCAAGCCGUCGUUCCUGUCACAACCGUCGUCCUGCCAGAUGACUUUCCCCUACUCUUCCAACCUGGCGCCGCACGUCCAGCCCGUGCGCGAAGUGGCCUUCCGCGACUACGGCCUGGAGCGCGCCAAGUGGCCGUACCGCAGCGGCGGCGGUGGCGGCGCAGGGGGCGGCGGCGGCGGGGGCGGCCCCGGCGGGGGCGGCGGCGGCGGCGCCGGGGGCUACGCUCCCUACUACGCGGCGGCGGCGGCGGCGGCGGCGGCAGCGGCGGCGGCGGCCGAGGAGGCGGCCAUGCAGCGCGAGCUGCUCCCGCCCGCGGGCCGCCGGCCGGACGUGCUCUUCAAGGCGCCGGAGCCGGUGUGCGCCGCGCCCGGGCCGCCUCACGGCCCCGCGGGCGCCGCCUCCAACUUCUACAGCGCCGUGGGCCGCAACGGCAUCCUGCCCCAGGGCUUCGACCAGUUCUACGAGGCUGCGCCCGGGCCCCCGUUCGCCGGGCCGCAGCCCCCUCCGCCGCCCGUGCCGCCGCAGCCCGAGGGCGCCGCCGACAAGAGCGACCCCAAGACGGCGACCAGUGGCGGCGGGGGAAGUCCCUGCGCCAAGACCACCCCCGGCUCGGAGCCCAAGGGGGCGGCAGAAGGCGGCGACGGCGAGGCGCCCCCGGGGGAGGCGGGGGCCGAGAAGAGCGGCGGACCAGUGGCCCCCCAGCGUUCCCGGAAAAAGCGCUGUCCCUACACAAAGUACCAGAUCCGCGAACUGGAACGGGAGUUUUUCUUUAACGUGUACAUAAACAAAGAGAAAAGACUCCAACUCUCUCGGAUGCUCAACCUCACUGACCGGCAAGUCAAAAUCUGGUUCCAGAAUCGCAGAAUGAAAGAAAAGAAACUGAACAGAGACCGUCUGCAGUAUUUCACUGGAAACCCCUUAUUUUGAGAACUCCAGGAAGCACCCCUCUCCCCUGAGCCCCACUCACCCACUCUCCUCCCCACCAGCCUGUCCUGGGCAGGCCCAAUGUCCUUGGGUUUAAUGACGCCUCUUCUCUGUGGAACUCCACGAUUCCUUCCCACGGUCAACUCGGGACCUCCUGGCGACCACUGCAGCCUGCGGACGAGGUCGGGGACUUGGCCGAACGGAUCCUAAUAAGGGGAAAAUGACAACCCCGCAGCAAACUGGAUCCACGCUCGCUCCACCCGGAAAAAGCGCUGUCCCUACACCAAAUACCAGACACUUGAGCUGGAGAAGGAAUUCCUCUUCAACAUGUACCU